AUGGCCAUCGGUUCAGAGGAAGGGCUUCGUCUCCCGAAUCCGCCGCCAUUGUUGCAUACGCGUCUGGAAGCCUUUGACCGUCCUUCGACCCCCGCUGAGCAUGGCUUCACCAGUCCGCCCCAGACUCCCCAGGGCAGUCCCAGCAAGUCUCGAUUGCCGCCUGGCGCACUCGACCUGCCCAAUGUCUUUGAUAAGGCCAUGAAGCUGACACCCACCUCCCCCUCCAAGUCGACCUACAACCAUUUCAAUCAUCCCAUGUUCGCAGGAAAGGGGGAGGACUUCAACGAGAGCGUCAUUCACCAGGCGCCCUCCAGCCCGACGCGCAGAGGAAACAAGGAGAACACACCGCCAAACCCACGCCUAACCAAGGACUUUGGCACCGCUCCAGCAGCUGCAGCUCUGUCGCGCCAAGCCCCGUAUCAACAAAGCGAUGCCGAGACAACAAGACGCCAAGUGCAGAUGCGCGGGCUGACACCAGAGGAAAUCGAGAAAUUAGCCCAACCCCGCGUCAAGCGCCUGGUCAAUGUGACCCAACUGUAUUUCCUGGACCACUACUUCGACCUCCUCAGUUACGUUCACAACCGUCAAACCCGCCACACUCAAUUCAAAGCCGCAUACCCUGAUCCUCCCGCAACCCCAGAAGAGGAACACGAACCCGCCCUACUAAAAUACCUCGGUCGCGAACGUGCCCAUCUCCGCAAGCGUCGCACCCGUCUUCGCCAGGGUGAUUUCCAGAUCCUGACUCAGGUCGGCCAGGGUGGUUAUGGACAAGUGUAUCUGGCGCAGAAGAAGGACACGCGCGAGGUAUGCGCGCUCAAGGUGAUGAGCAAGAAGCUGCUGUUCAAGCUGGACGAGAUCCGGCAUAUUCUCACCGAGCGCGAUAUCCUCACAGCCGCCAAGAGCGAAUGGCUCGUCAAGCUGCUCUAUGCCUUCCAGGAUGACACCCAGAUCUAUCUGGCCAUGGAGUAUGUCCCCGGUGGCGAUUUUCGCACAUUGCUGAACAACACCGGUGUGUUGCAUAACCGACAUGCGCGUUUCUACAUCGCCGAGAUGUUCAGCUGCAUCGACGCGCUGCAUGUGCUGGGUUAUAUCCAUCGAGACUUGAAGCCCGAGAAUUUCCUCAUCGACUCAACGGGCCACGUCAAGCUGACGGAUUUCGGCUUGGCGGCUGGUAUGCUGAGCCCCGGCAAGAUUGAGUCCAUGCGCGUCAAGCUGGAGGAGGUGGGCAACACGCCUGUUCCUUUCGGUCGCCCCAUGGAGCAGCGGACAAUGGCUGAGCGGCGGCAGGGAUACCAGUCCCUGCGCCAGCGCGAGGUCAACUAUGCCAAGUCGAUUGUCGGUUCGCCUGAUUACAUGGCGCCCGAGGUUCUCAAGGGUGACCAGUAUGAUUUCACGGUCGACUACUGGAGUCUGGGCUGCAUGCUCUUCGAGGCCUUGGCUGGAUACCCGCCCUUUGCAGGUGCGACUGUCGAGGAAACUUGGCAGAACUUGAAGCGCUGGCAGAAGGUGCUGCGCAAGCCUGUCUAUGAAGACCCUAACUAUUUCCUUUCACGACGCACAUGGGACCUGAUUACGAAGUUGGUUGCCUGCAAGGAUACGCGCUUUAAGAAUAUCAAGGAGAUCCAUGCACACGAUUACUUCUCCGAAGUUGACUUUGAGAACCUGCGUGAGCAGCGCGCGCCGUUCGUUCCUGAGUUGGACUCCGAGACCGAUGCCGGGUACUUUGAUGACUUUAGCAGUGAGGCUGAUAUGGCCAAGUAUAAGGAGGUUCAUGAUAAGCAGCGCGCAUUGGAGGAUAUGGCUGAUCGCGAUGAUAAAAUGGGCAAGGGGCUGUUUGUUGGCUUUACGUUCCGUCAUCGCAAACCAGCAGUUGACAGUGGCGGCCGCAGUUCCCCCCGUAAACCGAUCGCCACGGAUGGCACAUUCGGGACCAUGUUUUAG
This is a messenger RNA of Penicillium nucicola, 1941 nucleotides long. Its product is annotated as putative serine/threonine protein kinase. The transcript is spliced from 3 exons. NCBI's taxonomy places the organism in Eukaryota, Fungi, Ascomycota, Eurotiomycetes, Eurotiales, Aspergillaceae. The coding region runs from base 1 to 1941 and encodes 646 amino acids. Gene Ontology annotation, biological process: intracellular signal transduction; peptidyl-serine phosphorylation. Gene Ontology annotation, molecular function: ATP binding; protein serine/threonine kinase activity. Gene Ontology annotation, cellular component: spindle pole body. The record is from RefSeq and is a predicted model, not a curated record.